UGAAAUUUCUGCAAUUAUUAUUUUUAUUAAUCAUUUUCUGUGUGCGAGUUAGAAAGACGACCACGUCACUAAUUUUCAAACUGUCAAUAAUUUUGAUUGAGAUUUCAUUAUUAUUAUUUAUAAAAGAAUAGAAUAAUUUGCAAUUAAAUAAUAAUAAUAAUAAGGAUGAUGUCCCCAAAUCAUAAUCCCGAAGAUCGAGCAUCUUCUUCUUCAGCGGCUAAUUUCAGGCACACCCCCUUGCAAGUUAUCCAUGUCUUUGGAAACUUUUUGAGGAUAUGGUCGGUAUACUCGAUGUACAGAUAUUUGUCUCAGACCGGAACUUCUGUUGUACUUUUUAUCUUCAGUUGUCUUGUUCCAUCAUCCAUAAUCUUUUUAAUUCUGCAAAAGCCUUGGAAGGGCAGACCACUCUCAAACACACAGGUCGUACCUUCUAUUAUUAAUGGCGGGAUUACAGCUUUAUACUUUAUUUUGUGGGGAAUAGGCCUUAAAUCCUGUGGUCCUGUCAGGGCUAUUUUAGCAGAAUACUCAGGGGCCGUGCUUGGAGUUCUUUCUGCAGUGUUAUAUGGCAGGAAAGGGCACAUCUGGAAAAAGGUUGGUGGGCUCCUUGCGAUGUUAGCAUCUUUCUACUUCUUGUCUCAAGGAUGGGCAAUGGCCACAUAUUCUCCUUUCUCACUUAAUGAUAGCCACGACAGUGAGGAUCAGACAGAGCGAUUGUUGGAUAUGAGGAGCAUGGUAGCUCCUAUCUUUGCUGGAAUCUUAUCAGCAUUGAGAAGGGUAAUCACUAGACGUACCUCACUCAAGAAUCAACUCAAAAGAAGGCUUCAUGCCAUUACAAUCGCAUCUGCAACAUGUUUUCUCUUUCCCGUGGCCAUGUGGGACAUGAUUGUGGGUUCGACCAAUGUAGAAUUGCCAUUUUCUGCCUGGGCUUUUACAAGUACCAUUCUGUUUGGCAUAAUAUUAAUAUUUUAUGUGGACAACAUCGCUGAGGAAAGGCUGCAUAUGGUUUUCUCAUCUCCAAGACAUUUAAUGGUUGCUGGUGGAUGUUUGAUUGUUAUGGAAAUCUUCUACAAAAUGGACUUCUCGUUACCAGGAUUUUUAAUUUGCUGUACUCUGUUAGGGUUUGGAAUAUAUGAAGCAACAACUUUGGAACGUGGGAAAAAGGAUAAUGUACAUGUUACUGAUCUUACAAACGGGAUUUUUGAGGACCAAAAUUUGAGGUCUCCUCUUCCAACAUGAAGUACUUGAGACUGACGUGUUUGUCAAUUGGUAUGUUAAUUAUCAUUACGUUUAUGCACAUUACAAGAGGACGUUGGAACAAGUGUUGCAGAAUUAGUGAUUCAUUUAUUCUUAGGACUAACUUUCAGACAAGCCAAGAUAUAUGCAGCUGCCAAUGGAUGCACAGGGCACGGGUCAAUCUAUGUUCCGGAGAUGAGAUGGGUAUGUGUAAACAACUGUGAAAAGUUUCCUCCUCUUACUAUGAGAAAUUGGAAGCAUCAUGAUGGUGAAAAGUUCCUGUACAAACAAUUGUUGCUAAAACGAAAAAACAUUUGUUACCAGUACAGUUUCUGUUUGCUAUUUCCACAAUAUAGCAUUGUUAACACCUGUUUGCAUAAAUUCCAUGAAGUAAUUUUGUAUUAA
This is a messenger RNA of Erigeron canadensis, 1638 nucleotides long. RefSeq names its product zinc transporter 5. Lineage: Eukaryota; Viridiplantae; Streptophyta; Magnoliopsida; Asterales; Asteraceae. The coding region runs from base 166 to 1236 and encodes 356 amino acids. The transcript is spliced from 10 exons. The record is from RefSeq and is a predicted model, not a curated record.